Messenger RNA from Penicillium taxi, 888 nucleotides. Its product is annotated as inositol monophosphatase family protein. The transcript has 2 exons. Lineage: Eukaryota; Fungi; Ascomycota; Eurotiomycetes; Eurotiales; Aspergillaceae. Gene Ontology annotation, biological process: inositol metabolic process; phosphatidylinositol phosphate biosynthetic process; signal transduction. The record is from RefSeq and is a predicted model, not a curated record. Gene Ontology annotation, molecular function: inositol monophosphate 1-phosphatase activity. Bases 1 to 888 code for a protein of 295 amino acids.
AUGAAUCAAAGAGAUCUUCAAAAAUUACGCCUCUUUCUAGUGGAAGUUGCUCAGGAGGCCGGACUCCUCAUAAAUACUGCCCAACCGAGCGCAAGUACAAUCGAUGAAAAAAAAAACACGACUGAUAUUGUGACGGAAACUGAUCGGAAGGCUGAGGCACUGAUUCGAAAACGCCUACAAGACCAAUAUCCUCAAUUUUCAUUCGUCGGCGAGGAGAGCUUUGACUCUAAAUCUGGAGUAUCAGAUGAACCAACUUUCAUAGUCGACCCAAUCGAUGGAACUUCGAAUUUUGUCCAUGGAUUUCCAGAAGUAUGCGUAUCGAUUGGAUUCGUUAUCAAGAAACAGCCGACUGUUGGAGUGGUAUAUAACCCAUUCCGUAACGAGCUGUGGGCGGCUACAAGGGGCCAGGGAGCAUUUUUCUGUGGUGUCAAUGGCAAACAAACGCUUCCCUUCACACGGUCAUCUCUAGAGUUUGAAAAAGCAUGCAUUGGACUUGAAUGGGGCAGUGACCGAGAGGGGCCCAACUUUGAUCUCAAUUUACAUGUUUUCACAACACUAGCUCGCACCAAAAGGACAGGCGGACGCUUUGUCAACUCGCUCCGAUUCACCGGCUCAGCUGCUCUUGCAAUUUGCAGAGUAGCAGCAGGUCAACAGGAUGCUUUUUGGGAAUGUGGUUCCUGGGCUUGGGAUGUUGCGGCAAGCUGGUGUAUCCUAACCGAGGCUGGGGGCAUCAUGGUUGAUGGGCACCCCGGCGAAUGGAGUCCACCUAUCGAUGGCCGUCGGUAUCUAGCAGUCAGGCCUGCACUUGAAGGACAGAAAGAGUUUGUGGAGCAAUUUUGGUCUGUUAUCGGUGAUAAGCGCUCUGCUUAUGGGAAGGUCUUGGAUUAA